Zeugodacus cucurbitae (melon fly) is the source of this 426-nucleotide messenger RNA. RefSeq names its product cathelicidin-B1-like. The transcript has a single exon. NCBI's taxonomy places the organism in Eukaryota, Metazoa, Arthropoda, Insecta, Diptera, Tephritidae. The coding region runs from base 1 to 426 and encodes 141 amino acids. The record is from RefSeq and is a predicted model, not a curated record.
AUGUUGCCUGGAAAAGAGGGCAAAAUAUUGCCAGGAAAAGAAGGCAAAAUGCCAUCUGGAAAAUUAGGCAAGGUGUCGCCGGGAGGAGACGGCAAAAUGUUGCCUGGAAGAGACGGUAAAAUGUUGCCUGGAAAAGAGGGCAAAAUAUUGCCUGGAAAAGAAGGCAAAAUGCCAUCUGGAAAAUUAGGCAAGGUGUCGCCGGGAGGAGACGGCAAAAUGUUGCCUGGAAGAGACGGUAAAAUGUUGCCUGGAAAAGAGGGCAAAAUGUUGCCUGGAAGAGAAGGCAAAAUGCCGUCUGGAAAAUUAGGCAAUGUGUCGGCGGGAGUAGAAGACAAAAUGUUGUCUGGAAAAGAGGGCAAAAUCUCGUCUGGAAGAGAAGGCAAUGUGUCGGCGGGAGUAGAAGGCAAAAUGCCAUCUGGAAGAUGA